This is a messenger RNA of Rhagoletis zephyria (snowberry fruit fly), 909 nucleotides long. RefSeq lists its product as uncharacterized. NCBI's taxonomy places the organism in Eukaryota, Metazoa, Arthropoda, Insecta, Diptera, Tephritidae. The record is from RefSeq and is a predicted model, not a curated record.
AUGGUUGUACCCAGCAGCAAAACGGCUAACAUUGACAAUUGUAGUCGUGCAAUGGUGAACAUUAUGUGCGGUCAACAAACGGGCUUGAACAUUGUUCAUUUUAAUGCGCGCAGCCUUAAUUCUGAGAAUUGUCUCCAGUCGAUGUUAUAUGUGUAUCUGAGACGUGGUUCAGGUACAAUGCCCAAUAUCUCCGAAACAAUCGACAUAGAUCUUGCCGAUCCACAUUUCUUUAAACCCUCGCAAAUUGAUAUCGUUCUUGGCAGUGAUCUAAUGCCACAAAUUCUUCAAGACGGUGUCAAGCACAAUGUCUUCGGAAAUCUUUUAGCGCAAAAUUCCAUAUUCGGGUGGUAUCUAAGUGGACCCACCAAACGAGAAGUCAUUUCAUCGUAUCACACUCAUGUCGUUGAGGAUAGUGAAGACUUAAAUUCCCAACUCAAAAAAUUUUGGGAAAUCGAAGAGUUGCCCGAGCACCAUCCGCCAUCUGAAGAUGGCGUUUUUUGUGCGAACCUUUAUCUCAACACCACAUACCGGCAAGAAGACGGGCGCUACGUUGUCCGUCUUCCGUUCAAAAGAACAUUUCCAUCGCAGCUCAAGCUGGGUCGUUCGCGCUCAAAAGCCAUGAGCCAAGCACUUCGUAUGGAACAUACCCUAUACAAAAAUCCCGGCCUAAAAGAUGAGUACACGCAAGUACUUGAAGAAUAUCUAACUCUUAGGCAUAUGAAGCCCACUCCGUCUGAAGAAAUCCAUGACAACGGAACCUACUUGUCAUUUUAUUUACCUCAUCACUCGGUCAUCCGUGCCGAAAGCAAAACAACCAAAUUGGCAACGGAUUCGCAGCGCACGUAUCCAUUAGCCAAACGCAUCCUUACCGAAGAGACGUAUGUCGAUGACAUAUUAUCAGUAGGCUAG